This is a messenger RNA of Colletotrichum fioriniae, 642 nucleotides long. Lineage: Eukaryota; Fungi; Ascomycota; Sordariomycetes; Glomerellales; Glomerellaceae. The record is from RefSeq and is a predicted model, not a curated record.
AUGAUCGCUGUGCCAUCAUUGCUGAGUUCUAAACGGGUCGCUCAGGGUGACGUGAUCAGGAACCGUGUUGAUCAUUUGCUCGAAUACGCCUGCACAGGUGGUUUGGAACGUUUCCUUGUCUGCUAUAGCAUGCAUAGUGACGUUGCCGUCAACGCCGAAGAUCCUCUUGUCCGAGUUCAGGGUGUCGUUAUGAUUAAACACCAAGGGAUUGACGCCGUCGUUCUCGAGAUACCCAAGGACCACGGCGGUGUCGAAGGCGGCAGGAGUGUUGUCAAAGCUGACCACGUUCGUAUCGGACGCCUCACCGCCCGUCACGUGUUGAUUUUCGUCUCCAUGAACUCGGCCGAGUGUGUGACCACAGGCUACGAGCGCUAUCAUAUCGCUGUCGUUGAAUCCGGCUCGGUGAAACGUCGUCCUGUGACUUUCCAAAGACUGUUCGGGCUUCGGAACGCCAGGAGGCCCAGCCAUGAUCGCGUCAAUGCGGCCGGCUCGGAAAGGGAUUUUCUGCCCACCACACCCAGCUGCGGCGGCCACCACACUAAGCGCGAGCAGAUCGGCGGCGCUAGCCCUCGGGUUGACAAAGCUAGCCAUGUCGGCAAACGUGCGAUUAAAGGCCCUUCCAAGGUUCUCGUCACGGUCUAG